GAGUCCUCGCGCUUCACCAAUACUGCGCUGAAACCGACCUGCAGUCGAAGCGAUAUCUGACGAUUUUGACGUCUUUUCAGAAGACGAUUGUUUACGCAAAGACCUCCAACAUGCCGGCGAAGGAAUCAACGCAGCAAGAUCCAAUCGAGAACCUCUUCAACGCCACGCAGCCUGCCGUGGCUGGCCUCUCUCCAACUAAUAACGCGAUGACGUCGAAUUACCUGUCUGCACAGAACACAUGGGAUUGGCGAUCUAAAGACGCCCAAUCAGACGUGAUGCAGGACAUCACCGCUACAGGAAUUAACGGACAACACUCUGGGGAGAGCGUCGAGGGACUCAUCUAUCCUGGCUCUGAGGAUCUAGUUGGACCGGACCUAAGUACCAUUCACGAAGAAUUCAUUCAUUUUGACGCUCUAUGGCCGUUGAAUCAAGAUUCAGCCGAUCUUCUACCGAGCCAGAUACAUCUGUACGGAACCACGCCAUUCACAUGAUCGAUCGUCAUAUCAUGGAGGCGAGGAAUCAUGAGG
Molecule: messenger RNA, 527 nt
Organism: Paecilomyces variotii
Lineage: Eukaryota; Fungi; Ascomycota; Eurotiomycetes; Eurotiales; Thermoascaceae
Exons: 1
Coding region: 111-491 (126 amino acids)
Source: RefSeq, a predicted model, not a curated record